Pipistrellus nathusii (Nathusius's pipistrelle) is the source of this 522-nucleotide messenger RNA. The record is from the annotation of a GenBank genome assembly. NCBI's taxonomy places the organism in Eukaryota, Metazoa, Chordata, Mammalia, Chiroptera, Vespertilionidae.
AUGGCCUGGACUCCUCUGCUCCUGGCGCUCCUCUCUCUCUGCACAGGGUCCCUCUCCCAGUUUGCCAUGACCCAGCCGGCCUCCCUCUCUGCAUCUCCUGGAGCCACAGUCAGACUCACCUGCACCUUAAGUGGUACUGGUUCCUAUCCUAUUAGUGAUUACUGGAUAACGUGGAUCCAGCAGAAGCCAGGGAGCCCUCCCCAGUUUCUCCUGCAAUAUAAGUCAGACUCAGAGAAGUAUCAAGGGUCCGGGGUCCCCAGCCGUUUCUCUGGAUCCAAUGAUGAUUCGGCCAAAGCAGGGCUCCUGACCAUCUCGGGGCUGCAGCCUGAGGAUGAGGCUCACUAUUAUUGCACCACUCCUGUUGGCAGUGGAAGCAGCUACCGUUACCCACAGUGUCUCAGAGGACGAGGAAGUGAGACCAAAACCCUGGCCCCGAGGCGGGGGCUCAGAGCCUCCUGCAGCCAGGAGCUUAUGGGGCCUCUGUCGGUGGCUCCCCUGCAGGGACCUGUGUCCCGGAAAUAG